CCCCGCUGCCGGAGCCUAGUAGCGUCUCCCGGCGCCUGCGGGGCGUCUCUUUCUCUCCAGCGGAGGCAAGAUUUCUUCAGUGUAGCUCCCUCCCUCUCGAGCCCCCGAGCUCCCUCGCUGCUGCCUCUGUGUCCCGGCGGCCGCGGAGAGCCGGGUCAAGCCUCUGGCAGGAGGGAAGAGUCAGCCCCGGGGUGUGCUAGCCCCUCCUGGCCCCGAGCAGGGAAGCGAGGAAGAGGUGGCGUGGAGCCCGCGGGAGGUGCGGAGCCCCGGGCGACCCGCCCGGCCCCUGCCUCAUUUUGCCUGCCUUCUGGGCACCGCUCGGGUAUUUCAGGUCCCGAGGCGCCGCCGGGUGUCGGUCCUCACCACCCUCCUUCCCUGGCCGUGGCCAAGGGGCCUAAGGUGGAGGGGCCGGGGUGGGGGGCACCAGCGCCGCGCGGCGGGAGUGGGCGAAGAGCGCAGGCCAGAGAGGCAACCGCUGCUGCCCCUUUGAUGUUUUGGUACGCCGUGCGCAUGCGCCUCACAUUAGAAUUACUGCACUGGGCAGACUAAGUUGGAUCUCCUCUCUUCAGUGAAACCCUCAACCCAUCCAAAACUAAAGGGAUGUGGAGAGUCCGGAAAAAGGACUACUUUGGGAUUUGGUCAUUCCCCUUAAUAAUCGCCGCCGUCUGUGCGCAGAGUGUCAAUGACCCUAGUAAUAUGUCGCUGGUUAAAGAGACGGUGGAUAGACUCCUGAAAGGUUAUGAUAUUCGGCUGAGACCAGAUUUUGGAGGUCCCCCUGUGGCAGUGGGAAUGAACAUUGACAUUGCCAGCAUCGACAUGGUUUCUGAAGUCAACAUGGAUUAUACCCUGACAAUGUACUUUCAGCAAGCUUGGAGAGAUAAGAGGCUGUCCUAUAACGUAAUACCUUUAAACUUGACUCUGGACAACAGAGUGGCAGACCAACUCUGGGUGCCUGAUACUUACUUCCUGAACGAUAAGAAGUCAUUUGUGCAUGGAGUGACCGUCAAGAACCGUAUGAUCCGCCUGCAUCCAGAUGGGACAGUCCUUUAUGGCCUCAGAAUCACAACCACAGCUGCCUGUAUGAUGGACCUGAGGCGGUACCCACUGGAUGAACAAAACUGCACCUUGGAAAUUGAAAGUUAUGGAUAUACAACCGAUGACAUUGAGUUUUAUUGGCGUGGGGAUGAUAACGCAGUGACAGGAGUAACCAAGAUUGAGCUUCCACAAUUCUCUAUUGUAGAUUACAAACUGAUCACCAAGAAGGUUGUUUUUUCCACAGGUUCCUAUCCCAGGUUAUCCCUCAGCUUUAAGCUUAAGAGAAACAUUGGUUACUUUAUCCUGCAGACAUAUAUGCCAUCUAUCUUGAUCACUAUCCUCUCCUGGGUCUCCUUCUGGAUUAAUUACGAUGCUUCCGCUGCAAGAGUGGCAUUAGGAAUUACAACUGUACUAACAAUGACCACUAUCAAUACCCACCUCCGGGAGACUCUCCCUAAGAUCCCUUAUGUGAAGGCCAUUGACAUGUACCUGAUGGGGUGCUUUGUCUUUGUUUUCAUGGCCCUUCUGGAAUAUGCUUUGGUCAACUACAUCUUUUUUGGGAGGGGACCUCAACGCCAAAAGAAAGCAGCUGAAAAGGCUGCCAGUGCCAACAAUGAGAAGAUGCGCCUGGAUGUCAACAAGAUUUUUUAUAAAGAUAUUAAACAAAAUGGGACCCAAUAUCGAUCCUUGUGGGACCCAACUGGAAACCUCUCCCCAACUAGACGGACUACCAAUUACGAUUUCUCUCUCUAUACGAUGGACCCCCAUGAGAACAUCUUACUGAGCACUCUUGAGAUAAAAAAUGAAAUGGCCACCUCCGAGGCUGUGAUGGGACUUGGAGACCCAAGGAGCACAAUGCUGGCCUAUGAUGCCUCCAGCAUCCAGUAUCGGAAAGCCGGGUUGCCCAGGCAUAGUUUUGGCCGAAAUGCCCUGGAACGGCACGUGGCACAGAAGAAAAGCCGCCUGCGGAGACGCGCCUCCCAGCUGAAAAUCACCAUUCCCGACUUGACUGAUGUGAAUGCCAUAGACCGGUGGUCCCGCAUAUUCUUCCCAGUGGUUUUCUCCUUCUUCAACAUCGUCUACUGGCUUUAUUAUGUGAACUAAAACAUUGCUUCCCAUGGGAAGCAAGGACUAGAUUCCUCCUCAAACCAGAUGUACAGCCUGACAUAGAACUUGGAAAACACAUCAAUCCAGGACAAAAGUGAUGCUAAAAUACCUUAGUUGCUGGCCUAUCCUGUGGUCCAAUUCAUACCGUUUGGGUUGCUUCUGCUAAGUCAUGAAAAUGCUAAGGUUCUUGGGGUUUUCCAGUUAAAAUGCAAGUGAUUUGUACACAUGCUGGCAAGACUGAAUCUGUGUUCCACCUUAUCUGCUUAGUACACAGCCUAUACGGAGGGGAAUAAUUUAGAUGAUAUUCCAGAAGGCUCAGUAGUGUCAUCAGUCAUCUUGCUGAGAUGUGGUCAUAUCCAGAUACUCCCCAUUUUCAUUCCUAAGGUUGUCAUGUGAUCUGCCAUGCCAUGCAAACAUGCUUACUGAAGACGAUAUCUGCCUGUCUUAUUAAGGUGAUGAUGGUGCCACAGGAAGUUAAUUCCCACCGGAUUCUAGAAGGUUCUCAUGUAAUUCAAACAAGAUAGGGAGAGUCAAGACAGAGACUCAGGAAACCAAUUUGGCCAGGCCAUGUUUGCUUGAGCUUGGGAAUCAACGCUGACAUCUUCCAUUUUGACGUUUAGAGACGGGGAGACUUCUAAACAUUAUCAUGCCUGGUGGCCAAAAGAAAUUUUUCUAUAAUGCUAUUUCUGAGGCAGUUAAAAAUAAGAGUUAAUAACCCAGAACGGAGUGGAAAAUUCAGAGACAACAGUUGUAACAAAAUUAAAGCACGCAAGCAGCAUGACCCUUAGCCCAUUACAAGCAUGUGGUCCAUACAUACUGUGUUCAGGGGCAGAAGGUAGAGUGAAAGAGAUUUCUUUCCCUCCAAACUCACAAGCUUUUGACAGCAUACCUGAAGAAGUUUUUAUAGUGUACCUGAUCAAAAGACAACCCCUAAACAGAAAUGUUAGCAGAAUUAGAAGCAUCUUAGGUUACACUGGGAGUGAUCCCAAUAUAUGAAUAUAAAGCACAGACAGAGCUAGCAGACAAGAUGCUUUUCUCUGACUCUACAACAUUUUCCUGCAGUUUAUUUCUGAAUUUAAUAGGGUAUUUCAAAAGAAGGAUUUGUUCAUUUCUUUAGCGGGCUUAAUGGUCUUUUCCAACUUUUCUUGUUUCUGAAAUUCUGAUUAUAUUCUUAAGAGACAGACAGAGUAAGUCUUUGGAGAGAUUUUAAAAGAACUGUAUUUCUUUAUGUACAAUGAAGUUCACCUUUGUCUUUCAUGGCAAACAAUACUCAAGAGAUUAUGUGCACAAAUAGGUUUAGUUGUUGAUUUGGAGAGUUUGAUUUUUUUAGGGUGCUUUCAUUGUAUAUGUUGCCGUCUGCCUAAUCAAAUAGGAAGUCAUGGAAAAUAGAAGAACAACAAAGCCAUAGUACAUGGUGAAUGUUAUGAGCCUCAGUUGAUACUGCAGAAAAAUAUAUAGCUGAUAAUCAGGCAGGCAUGAUAUAUUACUUUUAUUCAAUUUUUAAAUUAUGUCAUUGUGCUUCUUUCUAUACUAAUUAGAUAUAUGCAUUCAUAUGUUGAAAAAAGAGAAAAGAAUAAGCUCAGAUAUUUUAUUUCUAUCAAUGUGAAGUUCAUAUUUUGCCUUUCUCAGAGGAAAUAGUGAAUUCCUCAUUUUUCCUUAAAGUUAGAUUUGAUUGAAACUUUUCUUAGAGGAUGACUUUGCUAUUUCUAUUUAAAAAAACAACACUUCUUUUUAGAGUAACAUCCCUAAUUGUGCAUAGCAGCUAAGGCCAGUAUCCGCCUGUGGAUAAAUGUAUGUUUUCUUUCCCUGAUGAUUCAGCAGCUUAGAAUAUGAUGGAGUCCUGCUGCCCUUCUAUUCUUCACUGUCAGAGGGAAAAAAAAAAAAAAAAGUUUAGCAUCCUUCUGAAGUUGUCCCCCAGAUAGGAUGGUAUUUUUUUUUUUUUUUCCACCAGCAUAGGGAGCUCUGGCCCUUAUAUUUUUGUUUAUACACCUGAACACCUCUGAGUAUGAUCUUUGGGCAGAAUCCAACCGAUGCGUUGCCCAUGGGCUCAGAGCAGAGAUUCCUCGAGUUUCUCCAGGGACACACUUUCCCCUGGGCAGUCAUUUUGAGACAUCACACUAAUAAAAGUGCCUGCCCCUUGUCACUAGGGGUUAAAGUUUGAGUAGCAUAUAUCAAGAAGGAGCAUAUUGAUAACUCAGGUUCACAACUCCAAAAUGCCAUUCUGGAAAGGUUUUUCUAGAGACAACUCGGAGCUCCAGCCUAGAAGUGGUUCUUAUCUGCAAUUACCAUAAAAGCCAUAAAAAUCCUUGAUAUUGUUAUAUGGUUCCAACAAAAUUUUGAUGUCCAGGAAAGUCAACAGAGAAAUCUAGAUCAAAGUGGACAGAAGAAGCAACUUAGCAGCAUGAGCUUCAAAAGCAUAUGACCAGGGAUUCAUUUCUGACCGCAGUGUUAAGAAAAGUCUUGGGGAAAGGAAAAAGAUGGGACAGUGGAACAGAAACCCUAGAGUAAAAUCCAUUGAUUGGCAUUUAGUAACCAUAUAGGUAGAAAAACCUGACUCAUCCCACCCAGAGAUAACAGUAGAUAUAGAAUUUAUUCUUAGACAAUUGUUUUUUUUGUAGUUGAACUGAAUUUUAGUUACCAGAUUGGGGGAGGGGAAGGGAGGGGAGCUAGAUCUUUGUCUUCAAAACAGACCAGUCAGCUUGGCAUCCAGGACCACAAAAGUAUGUUUUGGCAAUUCUGAUAUAGUAUUACUAUCAGUUUAUACAUAUAUGUAUAGUUUUUCUUUUGUUUAUGAAAUAGCCAGAUAGCCAGCAAUUAAGGUGUUUUUCAUCUCUGUGAAAUUCAUAGGUAAAUUCUGACUCUAAAAGGCACACUCUCAAUGAAAUCUUUGAUCUCAAUCUGUAUAUAUAUAUAUACUGUACAUGACUGCUAGUAGGUAUGAAAUGCAUUUUCAGAAUUGAAAACUCAUGCAACAUAAUCAUGUGUUUGCAUAAGGAAUGUUACAAUUCUUUCUACUUCAAUUUAAUAACAGGGGAAAAGACUUAAGCAGUGCCAUCUAGACCUUUCCUCAUUUCUUCAAAAGCAGUGCUAAGUGAAAAAUAGUAAUAAUAAAAAAUGGUUUAGGAACCAAAAGACUUUACAUUCUAGUAUUAGGAACACAAAAAAAUCUGUCAGCUUACAAAAGCACAACGCAUAGAGAAAGUUCAGUGGGAUGCAUAAUGGAGAAAUGAAUCACGUUUGUUUUAAGCAAGACCUGCAUUAAAUUGUCUACUAAGACAAUUUCCACUUUCUAUAGGUAACUGUGUUCCAAUUUUAUGAUUGAAUUCAUACAAAAACAGCCAACAAACAGGUCUUACCACAUAUUUACAUGUAUAUAUGUGUAUAUAUAGAUCCAUAUAAACAUACAUACAUAUAUAUGCAUUCAUAUGUUGGAAAACAAAAGGAAUAAGCUAAUAUGUUUUAUUUCCUUCAUUAAACCAAUGUAUGAAUAUUUUUAAUUUGGCAGCCGACAAAUCAACAUAUUGAAACAAGUAAUACAGGGUACUGAGCAUUUCUCUAUCAGCGAAUCAAUGCCUACAGUUCUUAUGAACCACUGCACAGUUUGACACUCUAAUAGUACUGUACCUCAGAACAUGGAAAUCAACUAGUUCUCACAUUGCUUGUCUACUUAUUCUCUUUUUCAAGGAAACAACUAGCAUUGUUCAAUGGUGAUUUAAAAGCAAAAAUGUCUUAAGAAAACAGAAAAUGAUAAAAUAUAUAUAUAUAUAUAUUCCUCCCAAGAGGAGGAAAAAAAAAUAACUAAACCCCACCAUGUUGGUUAGGGCAGAUACUCUCAACUGUAGCAAUCAUGCCAUUUUGCUAAGUGUACAGAGUCCAUGUAAUGUGAGCAACCAUAACUUUCACUGAGCGUGUGUAAAUAUUAAAACAGAUUUCUUAAAUAUUUUUAACUUCUAAUUUGUAUUUUAUGGUAAGGCAAUGUGCAAAUUCUGUUUAUGGCUUAAGUUGCUGUGUUAUUAUGUAAAUAAUUAAACAUGCUGUAAAUGAAUAGUCAAUAGAUACAAAUCAUUGUUUAGUUUUUUUCUUUUUUAGUUUUUAUUUAAUUUUUACUAAGUAAAAAUAGUUACUGCAGCCCCAGCAGAGAAAUUAAAACACUCUUUUGCAUAAAUGCUUUGGGAUCCCAGACAGAAGGGUUUUAAUUCGCUCGCUCUCUCUCUCACACACACACACACACUUUUUCUUGCCACUCCCACUCAUACCCCGUCUAUGGGAAACACUGUAGUGUUUAUGACAACCAAGAGAUAGCCUUAGAAAUGGCAACUGGGAAAAGCAGAAAUGAUCAUUGAUUACUUGAUAGAUCUUUUUAUACGUAAGAGUUUAAGAAACCAAAGUUCAUAACUUAAAUCUCAAUUUUCAAAGACUAAAAGUUUAUAUUGAUGGCACUACAGGAAAAACAAACACUUAUUAUAUACCUGCUCCAGAUAUAUGUUACACAAUAGCACAUAGAGAAGACUUUUUUUUUAAUAAUAGCAUUUGUCGUUAGAUAGCAUUUUUACUUUUAACCAAAGACUCCAUAAUUAUUUUAAAAAAAGAAAGAAAAAUGGAAAAGUGAGGGAAAAUAGGAGAAAAAAAGACACUGCUUCACACCAAAGGUUUAAAAAAUAUUUUCCAAAUAUACCAGGGACAUUGUAAAAAAAAGUAGUAAGGACCCAACAGAAUGCUAAUUAAGAUACUGCCCUAAGGAAAUAAUUUAAGGGAAAAAAAUAUUAAGCAUCUAUUAGUUAAUUGAAAGUUGAAGUAAAACAUUUCUGUAGAUAUAUAGAUGUGUGCAAAAUGCUAACAUCAGAUUUUAAUUUGCUUUGCGAAUUUGUUUUGUGAUAAAGUUAAAUGUGAUCCAAAAUGAACAAAAACAAAAACUUGUGUUUUUUUCAACUUGAAAGCCAAAUCUCUCUCUCCUGUCACAUGUCAUUAUUCUGAUGCCCGUAUCUGUGUCCUGGCACCAUCUGAAGCAAGUUGACAGUUCCAUCAGCUUGUAUCUUUCUCUUUUUAUUUCAAUAAUUUGUGUUCAAUGGUCAUUUUAAGUGUAUUAAUUCAAACAGUGUUGAAAAUAAUUUAAAUUCCAUGACAUUUUAAAGUUUUUAUUUGCAUGGGUGUUUAAAUAGUUCCAUUUUAAAUAUUGUCCCUGCACAGUUCUGAAUUGUCCUUUUCUAACAAGUGAUAUUCUAGUUUCUUCACAAUGUAGUGAUUUUCAGCCUUACUAAUUACCUUGUAGCCUUUCUUAAUAUGCACAUAAUGCACAUUUUCCAAUGGCUAGAAAAUGCAAAACACAAGUGGAUAUCAUUGCAUCUAUUUUCAUGUCUUUCUAAAAACAGGACUACUACAAUCUCUGGGAUACAUGAGAUAGUAACAAAUGAGGAUUAUAAAUGAGUAGCACAUAAGAAUUAUUUUCUUGAAUUUAAACUUAUUACAGCCAGUUUCAGCAUGUAAAUAUAUAAUAAUGUUGACUAGUGUGUAAUUCUUGACUAAGAAGUAUAAAUAAAACUUAAAAAGAUGUGUGUAUAA
Molecule: messenger RNA, 7701 nt
Organism: Bubalus bubalis (water buffalo)
Lineage: Eukaryota; Metazoa; Chordata; Mammalia; Artiodactyla; Bovidae
Gene: GABRB2
Product: gamma-aminobutyric acid type A receptor subunit beta2
Exons: 11
Coding region: 601-2139 (512 amino acids)
Biological process (GO): monoatomic ion transmembrane transport; nervous system process; signal transduction
Cellular component (GO): membrane; GABA-A receptor complex; synapse
Molecular function (GO): neurotransmitter receptor activity; extracellular ligand-gated monoatomic ion channel activity; GABA-A receptor activity
Source: RefSeq, a predicted model, not a curated record